Messenger RNA from Engraulis encrasicolus (European anchovy), 1398 nucleotides. It is a transcript of the gene taf7, whose product is annotated as TAF7 RNA polymerase II, TATA box binding protein (TBP)-associated factor. The transcript is spliced from 12 exons. Bases 16 to 1122 code for a protein of 368 amino acids. Gene Ontology annotation, molecular function: RNA polymerase II general transcription initiation factor activity. Gene Ontology annotation, biological process: RNA polymerase II preinitiation complex assembly; transcription initiation at RNA polymerase II promoter. The record is from RefSeq and is a predicted model, not a curated record. NCBI's taxonomy places the organism in Eukaryota, Metazoa, Chordata, Actinopteri, Clupeiformes, Engraulidae. Gene Ontology annotation, cellular component: transcription factor TFIID complex.
GAAACGUCUGCCUCCAUGAAUACCAAGAAGACAAAAAUGACAUCGAAGGCCAAAGUGGGCAAGGCGGGCUCCAAAAACAAGGAUGAUGCCCCCCACGAACUGGAGAGUCAGUUCGUACUUCGUUUACCCACGGAGUAUGCCUCGACUGUCAGGAGAAUCGCCCAGUCUAGCAGUAUGAACACCAAGGACCGACUCACCAUUGAGCUCCAUGGGGAUGGUCGUCAUGGUAUUGUGAGGGUGGACCGGGUGCCUCUGGCUUGCAAACUGGUAGACCUGCCCUGUAUUUUGGAGUCAUUGAAGACAGUAGACAAGAAGACCUUCUACAAGACAGCUGAUGUUUGCCAGAUGUUGGUGUGUUCUCUGGAUGGAGACCUCUACCCCCCUCUAGAGGAACCCACCGGUACAGAUCCCAAGAGCAAGAAGAAGGACAAGGACAAAGAUAAAAAGUUCAGCUGGAACCAUGGCAUCACGUUCCCCCUGAAGAACACGCGCAAGAGAAGAUUCCGCAAGACUGCCAAAAAGAAGUACAUUGAGUCCCCUGACGUUGAGAAGGAGGUGAAGAGGCUGCUGAGUACUGACGCAGAGGCCGUCAGCGUCCGGUGGGAGAUCAUAGCGGAGGACGAGUCUAAGGAGGCUGACAACGGAGCGCUGGCCAACCUGGACUCCUCACCUGGCACCUCGGGACAGAGGAUGGGCCACGGAUCAUCAGCCCCACACGAUGAGCUGAGGGAGAUCUUCAACGACAUCAGCAGCAGCAGUGAGGAUGAGGAGGACGAUGGCGAUCGGCACGAGGACGAAGAUCUGAACAUCAUGGACACGGAGGACGACCUGGAGAGGCAGCUGCACGAAAAGCUCAACGAGUCCGAGAAUGCCGAAGACCAGGCCGACAGGAACAACCAAAUCGUGAUGCAGUACCAGGUGCAGAUCAACCAGGUGAAGAUGAAGUUGCAGGAGACGCGCGCUCGCAAGAAGCAGCAGGAAGAGCUCAUCAUGAAGGUGGAGAACCAGGCACUCAAGAAUCGUUUCCAGGCAUCGCUGAAUGAGAUUGUACACCAGGAGGACAGGGAGAUGGAGCAGCUGGCAGCGCUUCAGGAUCAGCUGGAUCAGCUAAUAGAGAAGUGACCAGCAGGUGGCGUAGCUGAGUCAUGAAUGAAUGGAAGCUCCGUCGGCCGAUGACUCGAUGAUGGCAAUUUCAUCCUUAGUUGCACAAGAGCUACUUUUUCCUUUCCCUGUUUGGAACCGAGAGUUUUGUUCACAAUGCAUAUGAGUUCUUUUAGCCAUUUUCUUUCUUUUUUAUUGUUACACCCGCCACCCCCCUGAAGUGAAACUGUAAUCUGCAAUGUUAUGAGUUAAUAAGUAUGUCUUGUUUUAAUAAAUCAUGAUUUUUAAGAAGAGAAA